AUGGAGGAAGUCAAGGGCAGCAAAUUGGACGGAGGAAGUCAAGGGCAGCAAGUUGGGCGGAGGAAGUCAAGGGCAGCAGUUUGGACGGAGGAAGUCAAGGGCAGCAGUUUGGACGGAGGAAGUCAAGGGCAGCAGUUUGGACGGUGGAAGUCAAGGGCAGCAGUUUGGACGGAGGAAGUCAAGGGCAACAGUUUGGACGGAGGAAGUCAAGGGCAGCAGUUUGGACGGAGGAAGUCAAGGGCAGCAGUUUGGACGGAGGAAGUCAAGGGCAGCAGUUUGGACGGAGGAAGUCAAGGGCAACAGUUUGGACGGAGGAAGUCAAGGGCAGCAGUUUGGACGGAGGAAGUCAAGGGCAGCAGUUUGGACGGAGGAAGUCAAGGGCAACAGUUUGGACGGAGGAAGUCAAGGGCAGCAGUUUGGACGGAGGAAGUCAAGGGCAGCAGUUUGGACGGAGGAAGUCAAGGGCAGCAGUUUGGACGGAGUAAGUCAAGGGCAACAGUUUGGACGGAGAAAGUCAAGGGCAACAGUUUGGACGGAGGAAGUCAAGGGCAACAGUUUGGACGGAGGAAGUCAAGGGCAGCAGUUUGGACGGAGGAAGUCAAGGGCAGCAGUUUGGACGGAGUAAGUCAAGGGCAACAGUUUGGACGGAGGAAGUCAAGGGCAACAGUUUGGACGGAGGAAGUCAAGGGCAACAGUUUGGACGGAGGAAGUCAAGGGCAACAGUUUGGACGGAGGAAGUCAAGGGCAACAGUUUGGAUGGAGGAAGUCAAGGCGGCACAUUAUUUGGUGAUAUAG
Procambarus clarkii (red swamp crayfish) is the source of this 795-nucleotide messenger RNA. The record is from RefSeq and is a predicted model, not a curated record. NCBI's taxonomy places the organism in Eukaryota, Metazoa, Arthropoda, Malacostraca, Decapoda, Cambaridae.